Messenger RNA from Calypte anna (Anna's hummingbird), 1304 nucleotides. It is a transcript of the gene ACKR1, whose product is annotated as atypical chemokine receptor 1 (Duffy blood group). Gene Ontology annotation, cellular component: membrane. Lineage: Eukaryota; Metazoa; Chordata; Aves; Apodiformes; Trochilidae. Gene Ontology annotation, biological process: chemokine-mediated signaling pathway; inflammatory response. The transcript has 2 exons. The record is from RefSeq and is a predicted model, not a curated record. Gene Ontology annotation, molecular function: chemokine binding. Bases 231 to 1187 code for a protein of 318 amino acids.
UGGAGCACUAUUAAACGAGGCAGCUCUUAUCUCUUGACCACAGUCCUUCACCUCCCUUGGGAGAGGGAGGAGUGGAGCCUGAGGGGGAGCAGGCACAGCUGUACAAAGGGGAUCCUGGAGAGUGCUGUGUGUGCCCCCUACCCCAGGCACAGCAUCGUGCGGCGAGCAGUGGCUGUCAGACACAGCACCCAUCAGAGACCCCAGUGCAGAGGAGUCCUCAGACACCCAUCAUGGGCAACUGCCUCCCAGUGAGCCCGAGCCUCCUGGAGAGCAAAAACUCCGUGGACCUGCUGGAGAUCAUGGGUGACCUUGACCUCUCCUACUAUUACAGCAACGAGACCUUCACAGACUACGACGCUGCGCCCUGCCACAACCGCUACUGUCCCUUCUUCCAGCUUGUAGCCCCCCCCUUCCUGGCAGUCACCUGUGCCACUGCCACCCUGAGCACUGGGGCACUGCUGCUGGCACUGGCCAAGUGUCCCCAGGUCUGGGGCUGGCCCCAGAGCCGCCUGCUGGUGGCCCAGCUGGCAGUGGGGACGGCUCUCUUUGCUGCCCUGUUACCACCCGUGGCAGUGGGCAUCAGGCAGGGCUGGCGGCUGGGCGCAGGGCUGUGCAGGCUCACCCACUUGCUGUGGCACUGGAGCCUCUUCUCCCAGGGGCUGCUGGUGGGCAGCAGCUUCUGCAGCACCGCCUGGUGCCGCUGGGACCCCCGAAGCCGCCGCCUGACUGUGACCCUCUGGGCUUCGGCGCUGCUGCUGGCAACACCAGCGGCUCUUGCCGGCGGCACCGUGGUGGGCCAAGAGACAAGCUGCAUCCGCCGGAGCGUGGACGUCCUCUCCCCAGCAUACCUGCUGCACCUGGCCCUCUGCUUCAGCCUCUUUGUGCUCCUGCCAGCAGUGCUGCUGCCAGCCACGCUGGUUGUGCCGCAGUUGAAGGCAGCCUGGGAGCCGGGCGCUGGGGCGAGCUGGCUCUUCUUUGGGCUUUGGGUGCCUUACGGGGUGGGGCUCACCGUGGAUUUCCUCCUGCACGCCCGGCUGCUGCAGCCAACCUGCGGCACCUUCGAGCACUUGGAUUACGUGCUGGGGCUGAGUGAGGGGCUGGGGGUGCUGCACUGCUGCCUGAUCCCCGCUGCACUGCUCACCGUCCGGUUCUGCCACCACUGGGCUGGCACCAGCAGCAGCUGCUGAGUUCUGGCACUGCAGCCCAAUGGUCCCGUGCUGGCCCCUGGCCCGCAGCAUGAGCACCUUUGCCCACGGUGUCCCCCAUCAGACCCACGGCUGCUGCCCCACAGGUGAUGCUCCCCC